Messenger RNA from Cuscuta epithymum, 1139 nucleotides. NCBI's taxonomy places the organism in Eukaryota, Viridiplantae, Streptophyta, Magnoliopsida, Solanales, Convolvulaceae. The record is from the annotation of a GenBank genome assembly.
UUAGAACCAAUGGCAGCAGAAAGGAAAGAGAGGUGGAGAAAAGAAAUCAAUUGGCUUUUAUCUGUCACUGAUCACAUUGUUGAAUUUGUUCCUUCUAACCAAACAUCAAAAGAUGGAACAAUCUUGGAGAUUAUGGUAACCAAGCAGAGAGCUGAUCUCCAAAUGAAUAUUCCAGCACUCCGCAAGUUAGACUCGAUGCUCAUUGAUUGCUUAGAUACCUUCAAGGAUCAAAAUGAGUUCUUCUAUGAUAAUACAUCAGCAAAGGAUGAUGCUGGUGGUGGUGUACAUAAAGGCAAAAACAGCAGGAAAGAUGACAAAUGGUGGAAGUUAGAGCUUGCUACCUGCAUCUUUACACAGGUGAAGAGAAUCUCAAGGAAGACGUGGUUCGUGCUUCCUUUACUAUUUGAAACUAUAAACUAUGCUCAUGGAUAUUUUUGUAAUGAAUACUCUGUUUUAGGCCUGCGAGUCCACGUUUUUCCAUAUGUGACCCAUGAUUGACUAUUGAAUAUUUUCGCUAUUCAUUCAAUCUAUAAUGUGAUUUUGUUAUGUAUGUUUAAUUACUGAGUAUGAUAUGAACGAUGUUCAUGAACGCCUUGUAUGAUUAAGUGAGGUUGACGUGCGAGUGAUGUCACUUGAUCAUACGGCGGUUGUACACGCGCUUAGAUGCGGUCUGGGCGUGACAUGCGUCGUAAGAAGGUCUAGCGACACAAGCAAAACCAACACUUUUACAAAUGUCGGUAAAAGUGUUUCUGACGCUUUUUAGCACCUCUACAAGUCGAUAUAAAGUGUCUUAAUAUCUCAUUUUCCUACUAGUGUGUGUUUGAAACAUGAAUUAUAUGUCGUAUAGUUGUCAUUGUACUUUUCAAAUGUUUCAAAGUAUUGACCUCCUCUUCAAGGGGGAUGCCACCUCACAGUUUUCAGGUAGAAGCUAAAGCUUGUUUCCUGUUCACGUUGCUUCGGGUGAUCUAUGGAAAGAAGACGUGACUGUGGUUGCCUUGAUCGGAUUGUGCGGCGGUCCGGGGCAUGACAAUCUUCCUCUUCAAAGUUCCUAUCGAGAAAGCACCAUUGUUGGUAGAAAAUAGAUUGAGAGAGAAUGUGGCAUCACUUCAGUAUAGUGAAAGUAGCAUAAUGAAUACAAG